Molecule: messenger RNA, 1803 nt
Organism: Schizophyllum commune H4-8
Lineage: Eukaryota; Fungi; Basidiomycota; Agaricomycetes; Agaricales; Schizophyllaceae
Exons: 2
Coding region: 331-1692 (453 amino acids)
Source: RefSeq, a predicted model, not a curated record
GAAAGAAAAUACGGACAAACAGAUGUUCGACGCUGCUUGCUCCGAACUUCCACCCCCGUGCCUUCCAGGACAGUUUAUCUGAACCCACUAAACUCAGAGGAAGGCAUCAUGACCAUGCUGACCACGCCUAAACUCUGUACCCAGUGCGGACGCACCUUUUCUUGCUCGUAUACAGACGCACCCACUCGUGAUAUCUUACGCUCUUCGUAUGCUCCUGUCCUGAACGAGCAGGACACUCUUCGUGCCGAGGUCACUGCGAUAGACGCGUCCACAAAGGCAAUAGACGCCUAGCUCGCCGCUAUUCAGGCGCGUCAAGUGGCACUGCAAGCGAUGCGCCAGCAGCUCGCGCUCGACAGGCAGCUAAAGGAAAGCCUACUGUCCCCCAUACGGCACCUCCCUUUCGAGCUCCUGGAACUCAUCAUCCUUCAUGCGUUGCCCGAGAACUGGUACACUGCCGUCUGUGGUACCGUCCGCUUCCCCCUCAUACAGGCGUCUCGUCAAUUCCGCGCGACCGCCUUCGCCAUGUCCGCGCUCUGGUCGACCAUCCGCACCCCCAUCCUCCGCCACCCGCCCAAAGUCAAAGCCCACUUCCUCGACGCCGCCACGGCGUACGUCGACCGCGCCGGCGACCACCCCGUGAACAUCGUAAAGUUUCAGGCCAAUCCGAGCAUUAUGCCGCCCAGCCACGACGCCGAUAUGUGGCUGUCCGCGCACAUGCAUCGUAUCCGCACCCUGAACUGGCAGCUGAGGGGGGGUCGUUUCAUCGUGCCCACCCUGUCCGCCCCGGUGCUGGAGAGCCUGUGCUUGCGCUGGAUGCCGGUUCGGGGUCAGCAGCAACUCGAGAAACAGACGAUCACUGACACGCCCCGCCUGCGGCGUCUCGGGCUUGAGGGUCAACUCUUGCCAUCGCAGUUGCGCUUGCCCUGGGUACGCCUGGAGGAACUGGAGAUGGAUGUCGAGGGGUGCGGGCCAAAGGAUCUGCGCGCGUUGGAACACUGUCAUGCUCUGACGACGCUGGCCAUCAAGAUGCGCUCUUUGUCUGCUUGUCUGCUUGACGAGGACACGCAGAUUCCCAUCGCUCAACUCGGUAGCCUGCGCAAGCUCUCUUUGCGCGCCCAGGGCAUCGCCUACGCCCGAUUCCUCGCUUGCCCGACCCUGCGCGAGUUGGAGAUCGAUGUAAACUCUACAACGUAUCAUGGCGAGCUCGUGCCACUGGUCAGAUCAAUGCUACAGCGCACAUCCUCCAAUUCCGCCCCGCACCCCCUCAAAAAGCUGACCAUCACCACAUUCUACCCCAACGUCGACCGGCAUUUCAUAGACUUGCUUGCAUGCACGCCCGAGCUCCGGAAACUGCACAUCGUCGCCGACGAGGACCGCGCCUUCAGCGACGAGUUGUUAGUAGGGCUGACCGGCACCCAGCUUGUGCCAUCUCUCGAGCACCUUGCUAUCACGCUCGAAUGUCAGUGCUUCAGCAUGGCGGCCGGGCAGCAGCUGGAGGCACUCGCGAUGUCGAGGUGGGCCGAUGGCAAUGGGCCGCCCACGACCCGUCUGACCAUGGCUGUAAACGUUUGCGCCCAAACCCGCGGCUGCGAGUGCGAGCUUCGUCUUGAUUGGUCGCGGGGACUGGAGGCAAGGGGCAUCCUUGUCGACCGAUCGUCAUGUAUACGAGACCAGAUUGAAGCUGGCGGUUAGGCCCUCCUCGGUAUCGAUCUAUGCACGCGUAUCCGUGUCUGUAGGCAAGAUGUUGUGAAUGGUGAUGCUUCGCAAUGAUGUGAGCGUUGUGAAUGUUGACUGCGACGCGCC